AUGAAGAAAGAUGGGGGAGUGUGGGCUUGGGCGACAGUUUUGGCUAUGUUUUUGGUUUAUUUUCUGGUCUUUGGAUUUUGCCGAUCUUUCUCCGUGCUUCUUGGGCCAAUGCAAAGUUUCUACGACUUAUCAGCUGUGACGGUCAACUACAUCCCUGGAAUCUUCUCGAUCGGCAUCAUCGUCGGAGGGCUUGUUGGGUCACCGAUUUUGGCAAAGCUUGGGAAUAGAAGAACUGUGGUCGUUAGUGGCGUUUUGGUGGGUUUGAUGCAUGUGAUGCUUUACUUUGUUCGGCUUUUCUCUGUGGCCCUUAUUUCGUUCUUCAUCAUUUCCGUCAUGUUUGUUACGGUUUCAAUAUUUUAUCAACAAAGACGAUUUUAA
This is a messenger RNA of Oikopleura dioica, 378 nucleotides long. The record is from the annotation of a GenBank genome assembly. Lineage: Eukaryota; Metazoa; Chordata; Appendicularia; Copelata; Oikopleuridae.